UUUUAUUUGCUCUUUAAUGUGUCAAUAUUACUGUCGACAGAGACCUAAGUAACAAUCUGGAACUGCGCCGUGAAUUUAUAGCCUGUUAUUUUGGACAAACCUCUUAAGUCUGCAGUCCAAAGAAUAAGCUAAAUGAGAACAAAUAUGUGUGAAGAGGACCAUUCGUCUUCAAGACCGAUCAAAUUGAAAUGAAAUCUUUAGAAGUGUGUGUGUUUUGUACGAAACGAAAAUGAAACUAAACACAUUUCUCUUCAGUCGCUUAAGACAACAUAACUAGCGUAGGUAGGCUACAUAUAAAUUACUGACAGAUCGAGCAAUUGACCACUUUAUGAUUUAACAUCGACACUUUAGUGUUAAUUUUAAGGCUAGCUGUCUGAUGUUCGCAUAUUUUUCUCUCUCUCUCUUGGCGUUGAGCAGGAUUUCAAAUUGCUGUUUGGAGCUUUUCUCGCAGUCAUGUCACAGACAGACGAGCCAAUGGACUGUGAGGAUUCUGGAAAUCCGCCGUCCACCAAUUUGCCAAUCAAUGCUGUUCAAGUUAUGGAUGUAGAUCAGGAUUCGGAUGAUCAGCAGGUCCUAAUUUAUGAGAUGAUGCAGAGCGGUCAGAUUUCUAAUGUUCAGGGUGUGGGUGACCGUGUAAUCACUGAACAACCUCCCAAAAUCAAUCAACAAGACUUUCUCAUGAAGGGACAUGAUAAUAAGAUCUCCCCUGCUCAGAUAAAACAAUCUGAUCAUCAGAAUUUAGCGGCAAGCAGUGCUGAAGGUCAAGACUCUGGAUCAUCUCUGGAUGAACAGAAGCAUCAAGAUAUCACAACGGCUCGAAGAAACAAAUCACAGCCAGAGGAGGACAUUUAUAGAAAUGGCGAUGAAUACAAAAUCCAAUCACAGCCCCCAGCACCAGAGGAUACUGCUACAUUUAAAAUCAAAGUGACCAGUCCAACACCUUUUCUGAAUUCUGAGAAGGGGAGUCAAAAAUUAGAGAAAGCCCUUCAGAGCUGGUUUGCUAAAUCGGAAAAUCAUGGAGAAAAGCAAGCAGAAAAGCAAGUAUCAGUCCUCAGCCUCAAACUCAUGAAUGAUGGAACCAGUGCAGAGGUGCAGAUUACACCAUCAACAGCUCUAGAAGCUUUAAAAAAACACGUGACUGUGUUUUUGAAAAUUAAACUUGAAAAAGAGGAAGUGACUGUACAGAUUUGUCUGGAUGAAACACAUUCUGUGACUAUAUCACAAAACUCCUCCGAGCCGGGCAAGAACAGAAUUCCACCAUCAAAGGUAAAUGGCACUCAACCUGUGACUUCAGAUGACACAAACAAUGGUGCAGACGCUGCUGCAUCUAACAGAGAUCCAAGUGAGACUGAGACUGCUGAAAAAACCCCAGAAACCUCUGGACUCACUGUUCCCCUCCAUCAGUUCUGGUACCUGCUUCAUGCUUACAGAAAGGAGCUGGAGCUAAUUGAGAAACAACAUGGAGUCUCUAUGCAUGCAGAAGUGUCAGUCUCAUUCAAAUCCACCCAGAAAUCAAGCAAAGAUUCUGUCUCCAAAGCCUCUGAGGACUUUCAGAAACUUGUCGCUGAAUGUGUGGAUAGUUUCAGCGAAGCUAUCAUUAAUCAUAACGACAUGGAUUCAGAGGCUGUGAAGGAGGCCCUUUGUAACAUCCAGUCAGAGAAGACAAAGAUGAUGUUAACCAUGUCUGCCAGUGACUGCCGGUUCUUUGGACCGAAGAAAUUUACAGACAUCAUUAAAAGAGAGACAACCAGAGCAGAAAACCAAUUUAAAAACAAAUCAAAUGAAAUGGAUGUAGAUAAGAACAGAUUUCCACUGCACAUGGACACAAAGGACCUUCCAACUCAACUUGAGAUGGACAAGGUUCAUUGGGAUCUGAUGAAACUUUCUUAUAAGGAGCAAUUAUCACAGCUUGAAACAAAGUACGGUGUGUUAUUUCAUGAAGAAAAAACACAGAAAAAUCCAAAAGUAAUUAAGGUUCAAGCUCGAUCCAAAGGAGAUCAGCAUAUUAGUCUUGAAAGUCAUGCCCUCAGAGCUUUAACACAUCUCUACCAGAAACUAGCCUCAGCCGCUGUCAGCUGUGAACUCACAAACCCUACAGAUAAAACUGAUGUGGCUCCACUAUUAGAGAAACUUCAGCAGCAGCGUCAUUGUGUUGUUGUAGCAGAUGUAUUCAGUCCCUGGAAGCUCAUUGGACUGCCAGAACAUCUCGGUCCUGCUAUUGCUGAUAUUGAGAAGAAACUUCAGAAGCAUGUGUUUGAUGACAAGAUGAAGAAACUGAUUGGAUACUCAGGUGACAUUCCUCAUGCAAGAGGAAUCAGAUGGAAUCAGACGCCUGAUUAUGGAUCAGGAGCAGUGGGCGGAGCUGUAGGAGAUGAGGGAGUGAAUUUUAGAGGGCGAGAUGAAACAGAUGGUUUCAAUAAAGAAUCAGAAGAAAAAUCUAAACACGAGAGUAAAGGUGCUCAUGCUGAAGAGGAGAUGUGCGCUAUUUGUAUGGACAGCUUCACUGACAAGGAAAAACUGAAAUGCAGUCAUGAAUUCUGUCGGGAAUGUAUAAGAAGGUCAGUGGAGAGUCUGGGACCCAUCUGUCCUGUGUGUAAGGAAGUCUUUGGGAAAAUGGAGGGGAACCAACCGGAUGGAACAAUGAAAGUAACGAAGAGCAGAUUGAGUCUCCCUGGAUAUCCACAAUGUGGUACUAUUGAAAUACACUAUGACAUUCCCAGCGGCAUUCAAAUGGAGAAGAAGCAUCCAAACCCGGGAGAGCAUUUUCUUGGCGCAAGACAUCGUGCAUACUUACCUGACAACCGUAAAGGAAAGGAAGUGCUUGCACUGCUGCAGAGAGCUUUUGAUCAGAAACUGAUCUUUACUGUUGGGACCUUGACGACCUCUGGUAUAAAGAAUGCUGUCACCUGGAAUGAUAUUCAUCAUAAGACCAAUACACACGGCGGGCCUCUAAAUUAUGGCUAUCCAGACCCUGACUACCUGAGGAGAGUAAAGGAUGAGUUGAAGGCCAAAGGCAUUGAAUGAGGAUUUCAUUAAUGUUCCCAAAUGCACAUCUAACCCUAAUGUUUACAAAGAAGACAUUUAUUGGUUAUAAUAUUGUAUACUUAAUUUAUAUAUAGUGAUUUUCAGAAGUAUUCAGACCUUUGGCCAGUUUACUGAAAAACUAACUAUAUAUUGAACUCUUGUUCUGUGUGAAGCAAAUCUUAAAUCUAAAAAUUAAUUAUUUGAAAGUGACGCUGGUUUUAAUAAAUUAAAAAACUAAAACAUAAAAAUCUUCCUAAAAUUCAAUCCCUCUGCUCUGGCGAUUCGUGUUUACACAGCUGAAAUAUAACAAUAAAUAGUAUAAAUAAUAAAGUCUUUGUUUUUCUUUAGUGGCUUUUUUAAAUUCAAUCCUUGUUGAUAUAAUUCUGAUGCCAUAGUGGAUGUAGUAUGUCUGGUAGUGUAUUCAUGCGUCACGCAUACAGUACAUGAAGAACACACUUUAUAAACGAUCAAGAUCAUAAAGUCAUGAAGCAGCUCUGAAGGAAAGCUGUGCUAUCAAACCAACAUGAACCUCCUGAAAUUAAAUUCACAGAGAAGAUUGGGAAAAUAGUGUUCCCAGUCACCCAAACAUCUCAAACACCAAAUUGUGGCUUCACUUACAGAAGAUGAAUAAAGGGGGAAAAAGUUA
Cyprinus carpio (common carp) is the source of this 3670-nucleotide messenger RNA. RefSeq names its product E3 ubiquitin-protein ligase DTX3L-like. The transcript has 12 exons. Gene Ontology annotation, biological process: protein ubiquitination; Notch signaling pathway. The coding region runs from base 454 to 3024 and encodes 856 amino acids. The record is from RefSeq and is a predicted model, not a curated record. Lineage: Eukaryota; Metazoa; Chordata; Actinopteri; Cypriniformes; Cyprinidae.